This is a messenger RNA of Blastomyces gilchristii SLH14081, 2989 nucleotides long. RefSeq names its product MFS transporter. Gene Ontology annotation, biological process: transmembrane transport. The record is from RefSeq and is a predicted model, not a curated record. The transcript has 4 exons. Bases 207 to 2036 code for a protein of 609 amino acids. NCBI's taxonomy places the organism in Eukaryota, Fungi, Ascomycota, Eurotiomycetes, Onygenales, Ajellomycetaceae. Gene Ontology annotation, molecular function: transmembrane transporter activity.
GCGAAAUCCGAGGAAAUUCGGGCUCCUUUGAGAAGAUCAUUUCGCAAAAAACAACGCUACGUAGCCUUGAAGUCAAAAUAAUGGUCUGAUAUCAUGUUCUAUAACAUUAACUCGGUAACCUCCCCACGCUGCGGGUUUAGUCACAACAUUGGCCCCUCCAAUAUGAUAAUUGAGGGACGUGACAGCUCCGGCAAUACCACGCCAUAAUGUUUACCGCUACUAAAUUGCAGACGGCAACCUACCUCUUAGGUGUUUGCCUGUUUUCGAUCUCCUUCCUCGUCUUUUUGAACUCGUCGAUAUCCUUCGUAGUCACAGAUCUAAUUAAUCUCCCAACCGGUGAAGGUGAUGCUGUUGGUACGCUCGGCUUCGCGGAUGAGCUGUUGGCCCUAGUGGCUUGUCCCGUAUGGGGAAUGUUAUCGGAUCGGAUCGGGGUCAGAUACGUAUGUACGGUAGGCUACCUGAUUAUCGCUCUGGCACUGGCCCUGUUUGUGCAGGCCAAAAAUGUAUACCCAGAGCUUCUACUAGGCAGGCUUUUGUUUAGCCUUGGUGGGUCGGCAGUAACCACUAUGGUAACUGCUGUCCUUCCGGCUAUAACUGCAAGCAAGAGCUCCUUGAAUGGCACCUCCGCAAAUUCAGAUCAGAGUUCUGAAAUAAUUACGCCCACUUCCCCUCAGCCAGAUGAAUCCCAAAGGAUAUAUGGCCAUCUGCAUCGACCGUCUAACGGUUCAGAGUUGACGAUAACCCCCGUGCUUUACCAGGCGACAUUGCCUGAUUCAAAAACGCGUGAAAGGCGGGCAGCAAAGGGUUCAACGUCACAUCUAGCUGGCAUCGUUGGCAUGCUUACAGGUUCUGGCGCCGUCGUUGCGUUGCUGGUUUUCCUGCCCCUUCCGGCGUGGUUUGAGAAAUCAGGGCGGUCUCCUGCUCAAUCAAUCAAAUUGAGCUACUACAUAGUUGCUUUGCUCUCUCUUUCUGUUUCCGCAGUUUGUUUCAUUGGCCUACGAAAUCUACCUGAUGAUCAGUACACAGGAUGGAAGUCACUAUUCAGGGCCCCUAGAGCCCAUACUUCAGAUGGACCACAACCCACCACAGCAAUGACGUCGAACUCACCUCUAUCGUCAUUAUUUCCUAAAUCAUACCUAUCACAAUUCAGUGCAUCAUUCCUUCUCGGCUUUAAACAGCCGGGAAUAGGGCUCGCAUAUUUGGGCGGAUUUGUCGCCCGAGCCUCAACCGUUGGCAUCUCCCUAUUCAUUCCUCUAUAUGUCAACCAACAUUUCAGGCGCUCAGGUCUUUGUGAUGAAAGCCACCCCAGUAACAAGAGCCACGUACUUGAAACCGACCUGGGUGAGAUCAAACAGUCGUGUCCGAAAGCCUACAUUGUUGCUUCAAUAUUGACGGGUGUUGCACAACUCAUCGCCUUGUGCUUCGCACCAGUCUUUGGCUAUUUCUCAGCAAAAUCUAAACGACACAAUGUCCCGCUCCUUUCCGCUGCUCUGGCUGGAAUUAUUGGCUAUAUUUUCCUUACCCUCCUACCAGCUCCUCAGAUAUCUGGGCCGGGGGGAAGCCCAGUGAUAUUCGUCGCCAUGGCCCUGGUCGGGAUUAGCCAGAUUGGGUCUAUCGUCUGCAGCCUCGCAGGCCUCAGUACUCAUGUUCUUGGACCGGACCAUUACCAAGAUACAGCAUCGUGCCACCAUGACUCGGAUGGACGACGAACAAAUGCAGCCGACUAUGCUACCCUAGAGGACUGCCCAGGCGCCAGAGACAAUUUUUCAGAUGAGAGCGCCGCCCUUCUUCCAAAACCUAUGUCAUCAGCAGCAAACUCCAACAAUCUGGUUCACCUCAAGGGUUCCGUUGCUGGAAUGUAUUCGCUGUAUGGGGGGGCAGGUAUUCUCCUCCUUACAAAAAUUGGAGGUCUCCUCUCAGAUAAAGUGUCUCCGAAGUCGCCAUUCUACAUCCUUGCCGGCUUCAAUGGGCUUCUUUUAGUAGCUGGUGUAGUAAUCAGCGUGCUGCAGAGGUGGAAUUACGGGAAAGUUGUAUAAGUUGCCUUUGUGUUAUUUUAUUUUAUUUUAUUUAUUUAUUUAUUUUUUUUUUUUUUGCCAGAAAGCGGGUACCCCCUUCCAUCCUUGCCUGAAUGAGUUCAUUCUCCCCAACUUUUCUCUCGGCUAGGCAACGUAUCUAUUUGGGUUAUAGGCCUGAGAUAAAAUAAAACCAUGUGUAUUUACACUUCAGUUUCCGGUGUUCGUUCCUCAGCUUCAACUGAGGGCUUCAUUCCAACCGUUUCAGCAACGUGUAGUGUAGGAGAAGGGAGGUUACAUGGAAAGAGCCUUCAGUCUACCUUAGACAUGAUAAGCAGGGAUGUUAGGGAUUCUAUCGCCUGUGCACCGUAGCAGAUGAAGAUGUUUUCGAGCAUAGAGACUUCAAUUUACGGGGUAAACAGCAGAUAUGGAACACCAUAUCUAGGUUUUGGUUUCAGAAAGGUAAAGACACGAGAAGAGCGAGGAGGCAAGAAUCAAACGGAACAAGAAAUGACAUGAAACCAAAAGUCAAUGAUGAAAGGAAGCAAGAAGGGUGGAAAUUGCAAAGACUAGUUAACCUUACCAGCCGAAGUUAUUGUGAUCUAUCGACUAAGCUAUUGAAUUGAAACGAGACACAACCAAGCAAAAGUUGGCCUGUUGUCUCUCAACAUUUUAUGAAGGGUGUCAAAUGUAUAACGGCAAUGUGCAGGAAGGAAAUUGAUGUGAAACUGGUUAUGAAACGCAUUUUUAUUCCUAUGAACAGCUGAGCUGCUCUUGGUUCACAAUAUUUGGGUCAGUUGAAGGGUUUAUUUUUGGGUCGGGAGCUGUAACUAGGUAUGUAGAUGUACAUGUAUGUCCGACGUUACUGUAAACCAGGCAAUCAGAUGCUCCCAGGAAGGGAUUUGUAUGAAUAUUUUGUGCGUUUCUGCAACGGGUAUUUGUACAUGUGCAGUGCAUACACGUCAAAGAAUGAAAAG